Messenger RNA from Prinia subflava (tawny-flanked prinia), 4229 nucleotides. Its product is annotated as cell division cycle-associated protein 4-like. Gene Ontology annotation, cellular component: nucleus. Gene Ontology annotation, molecular function: transcription regulator activity. NCBI's taxonomy places the organism in Eukaryota, Metazoa, Chordata, Aves, Passeriformes, Cisticolidae. The record is from RefSeq and is a predicted model, not a curated record. The transcript is spliced from 6 exons. Bases 388 to 1284 code for a protein of 298 amino acids.
GGCGGGCGGGGAGAGGCGGGGCCGGUUGGCCCCGCCCGUCCCUCAGGCGCGGAGCGGGCGGUGAGGCGGGAGCGGAGCGGGGAUUCCUGCGCGGGCGUGCGCCGGCGACAGCAGCGGAAAGGCGGGCAGCACCGUACAAAAAGCAGCACCGUGCUUCACUGAACCUCCAGCACUGGCCUAGUUUUGUGUUUGUGCCAGCUCAUUUUCUCCAGAUGCUACAGAGAUGCACGUGCGUUGGUACACCAAAGGUGAAAACUAGAGUUUUGUAAUAAAAGUGGUGCUGUCACUGUUACUGUAUGGACUCUUGCUCAGUAGCAUGGGAGAAGAGGAAGGACUGCAUCAAACACAAUUCCUGCGGCUCCUGACUUCCAUCACGUGUGGAGCUUAAUGGGAGGCAGGAGCUGGGAGCCCCUGCCCCUCUGCGCUGCCUUGUGGACCUGCUCACCCCUGGUUCCCGAAUGGCGCCCUUGGGACCCUGUCCACAUGCUCCUGACCCCUGUAGUACCACACUGGCUAUUCCAGAACAUGGACACAAUGUUUGUGCGAGGAUUAAAGAGAAAAUGUUUUGAUGGUGAAGAAGAUAUUGAAGGGACUCUGGCUGGUAUUAAGGCUAUUCCUUCCUACAAUCUCCAGCGGCAGUCACUCCUAGAUAUGUCCCUGGUUAAGCUUCAGCUGUGUCACAUGCUGGUGGAACCCAACCUGUGUCGUUCAGUACUUAUAGCCAACACAGUACGGCAGAUCCAAGAGGAGAUGACUCAAGAUGGGACUUGGCAGAUGAUAAAUACACAGAGUCCAGGGCAGGCAUCCCUGGAUCGUCUGGUUUCAACAGACAUCCUCUGUCGUUCCUCUAGGGAUCAAGCUGAGGGAAAGCACCUUCCAGCCUAUGGUGCUUUCAGUAAAGACUUUGGGAGUGACCAGGCCCAAGAGAGUUCAGAAACUAUGUCAACAGCCUCUUCAGUGCAAGCACCAAGAAACCUGCAGAGCAACGUGUGGGAAAUGGAGAAUCCACAAGAAAAUAAAGGAAACUUUCAAAAAUCUUUAGAUCAAAUAUUUGAGACGCUGGAGAAUAAAAGUCCUAAUUCUGUUGAAGAUCUGUUUUCAGAAGUUGACAAUUCUUAUUAUGAUCUUGAUACUAUGUUAACUGGCAUGAUGAGCAACACAAAAAUGGGACACUGUGAUGGUCUUGAAACAUUUUCUUCUCCAACAAAUACAGCUUCUAACUCUAAUUGUAAAUCUGAUCUUAAUGACCUUGAUCAUAUUGUGGAAAUCCUUGUUGAAUCCUGAACCUCCUUGUGUAGGGAGUAAAGAUCUGUUAAUGGGAAGAAAAGACUUGAGAAAGCAAUUUCCACAGUUUGUUUUAUCAAAUCUGCACGAGUAUUUUACAAAUAUCUAUAUAUUAUAUAGAUAUAUAUAUUAAGAAGCACUUCCUAUUGCAAAAUAGUGUUAACUCUUAAGUUAACCUGCAACUUGUAGUGUAAUAAUCUGAUUUAUUGUCCACUCAACUGUAAGUACAUACGGUAAAUAUUUUUAUGUUGGAAGUCCAAGGCUCUUGCAAUUGGGUUCCUUUUACCAAUUUGUUUUAGCCUUUGAUGGAUAUCCUCAGGGAGAGGGAUUCUCUCAUCUUCUUAUACUUCUCCCAUAAAAAUGGUAACAGAGAGAGAAGUUGGAUAACUGGUUUCCUAUUUUCCUCUCCAGUUUCCACUUUGUUACACAACAAAACUCCUACCAUACCUGCUGCUUCUAAGUCGCUACAUGGCUCUUAAAGAGCAGUAUGCAAUAAUUCUUGUUAUCCUUGCUAGCUUCUUCUGGGGUUUGCUACAAUUUUUACUUCAAAAAUAGUUUUAAAGUGUUUAUUGGUGUUUAGAUUUUUCCAGGUAUUUUCCUAAAAUAUAUUUUUUACUACAGAUGUUAUGUCAGCUGCUAACUUAGUAACUUUUGAUCAUAUCUGCAGUUGAUGUAUUUUUUGCAAGAUUUUCAAAAAGGGAUGUUUUUUUACCAUGAGCUACCCAAUGUAGUUCAGUAAAGUGUAUGUAAAUGUAAAUAUACAAUUUUAUACUUUGCAUUAAAAUGUAAGAGCUGUUUUCAUGAUUCUGUUUUAUAGAGUAGUACUUUACUAAAUUGAGAAUUGUACAUUUAUGCUUUUCAUACCCACAUACUUGAGUAUCAUUAUAGGAAGAGCUUUGAUCCAGCUAGACACAAUUACAUUUAAUUCAUUUCAGACCAUACUUUUUGUUAACUACAAACCUAAAUGAUGUAGGUUUUUAUUUAUGUGUAUUUAUAUGUAAAUGUCAUCAAGUGAAUUGUUUAUCACUGAAGUCUACCAUCAAAUAUUUGUUUAUAUGAGAUAACUGUCUUGCACUAAUUACUACAAAAAAUGUUAUUAGCGGCCUUUAAGUCUCACUGGUUGGUAUGUCAUGAUGUCUUGUCAUCCACUCUUACCAAGGGUUAUCUCUUGGAUUUUUUUAAUAACAAAAAAUGUAAUACAACAUGGGGUGGUGGUCUUUUCUUCCAGCACAUUCGGUUUAGAGUGUAUAUAACUAAGCUUCUUCCUAGGACACUUUUGUGGGGGAAAGGGAUAAUUUGAGUAUAGGCUAUGAUUUUAUUAUAAAAUAACAAAUGAUUGCCAUCAGAAGCUGCUCCUGGGGAAAAGCCCCCCAAGCUAGCAGGGAAGGGGGGAGGUAAUGGAUUGGUUUCUGGAAAGUGUUGGCCAUGGCUGUGCCAGGGGAAGACAUCUGUCAGUAACGUGGUUGUUUUCUGUAGAUCUGAGCCGAGCAAGCUGCUGAACAAGAAAAGAGAACCCUGCUGUGUGUGGCAGGCUCUGCCUUCCCAUAAGUGACCCUACCUGCGACAGGUUCUCAGACCUGGAAAGGGGAUUGGAGGUGAGGGUGCCAUGAGGAUCACUUCAAGAAUAAGGAGACCACUGAGCUUAUGUACUUUAGAAUCAUCUGCUUUGAGGAAAGAUCGUAUCAUUUAGCUAAAUUUUGCAAAUUCAACAGCUGAAUGCGUAUUGGCUCCAUCUUCUCAAACCAUGCACUUGGUGUGAGUCUUCAGUGAAGUUUGAUGUUUCUUUGUAUUAAAUUUGGCAUAAGAUAACUUGUAGUUGCUGUAGUUAAACUUUGCUUUCUCACUUCAGCUUCAAUUAAUAACUUCAUGUUAAAGGACAAAACAGCAUAGAGACACUUGCAAGUUCAGUCUGUGGGAUAUAGCUGGACCAAGGAGAAGCCCAUGCUUCAUGUCUCAAUCGAGAGAGAUCCCUCAUAGGUAUUGCAGUAAUAAAUGCUGAUUCAGGAGGAUCAAAUAAGAGAUACAAACUGUUUUAUGUUGCAGUGAAAUAAUGCUGGUUUAUUUGGUAGUGUUUUUCGUAGUAGAUUCCUUCAAAAAUUAUAAAUCUGCAGAUAAUUUUUCCUUAUGCUCUUCUCUGUGUGAACCACUGAACUGGAGAGCAGAAUCCUUAGGGUAAAUCAGAGAGCCAGGCAGUUUCAGAGUUUUAUAAAGGGAACAUCAGCAUGGAUUGGAAUAACUAAAUAUCUUCUGUUCCUCUGGGAAACUUUCCCAAAACUGCUCUGAACUGUGUUGAAAAACCACAGGUUUGAGCAAUUACAGCUGUUCCCCUCUGCCCCUAUGCCCUUUAUUUUCAUUAAAUGAGCAAUUUCGUGUUAAGAUAUUUUAAAAAUGCUUAUUCCCCAUCUCCUUAGUGUGCAUCAGUCUGCAUGUUACAGGUAGGAAUCAGUAUAGUUUGUUCAUAACUGUUAAACUGUGUAUGUCAAAUGCACAUGUGUGUGUUUUUUACUGUACAAAGCAUGGAGCUGGGUGCAUUCCUUUACUGAGGACAUUGUGCCUAGUUAUGACAAUUUAUAAAGAUUACUUGGCUUAACAGGAAAGGUGUUACGUGGUAAGUAGGCAUUUGUGGAGUUAAGCAUUUAAACAGAAAUAUAUAUCCUAUUUUAUUACAUUCUUAAAACUUAUGCCAAGUCUUAUGUGCUCUUACAAGCCUGAUAUCUUGGCUCAGCAAGUAUAAUAAUUGGUAUUGCUGGAACUUGCACAGUCACCAUGCAGAACUGAUGGGUGCCUACAACUGGUCUGACUUUGCAGAGACCAGUCUGUAAAAUUAGCUUGUCUCCCUAUUGCUUUAAUAAUGUGUCUCAAUCUAAUUCAACUUCUCACGCUUCACUACUCCUGGUAAAAAAAACCAACAACAACAAAAAUAAAAACCACACAAAACAAAAAAA